Trichobilharzia szidati is the source of this 1611-nucleotide messenger RNA. NCBI's taxonomy places the organism in Eukaryota, Metazoa, Platyhelminthes, Trematoda, Strigeidida, Schistosomatidae. The record is from the annotation of a GenBank genome assembly.
AUGUGUGUUGAUGACGCAGUUUUGGAGAAGUUUGUUUCAGAGAAUGACUCCAGUUUUUCACUUGAAAAUGUGGAAAUGAAGACGAAGGAGAUAAUUUUGGAACGAUGUCGUAGAGUUUUAGAAAGUGAUAGCUCCUCUGACUUAUAUAUUUGUCUGUCCUGCAUCCGGAUACUGACACGCGAUGAAAUCUCCCGUAAGGAGUUGACAUCUGACUUCUUUUUAUCUCAACUCCUCAAGUAUGCUUUUCCUUAUGGAGCAUGUUCACAGUGUUCUCGGAUAAACAUAGAGGCACUGAAGUCACUGUCUAACAUUAUAUUCAAAGAAACAUAUGUUAUUAGUCGACUGAAGGAAUUGGGUGUUGUAAAGAAGAUAGUUGAAGGUAUGAAAGCUCUUGAGCAGUGUUCGGAAAAAGAACAACUUCUUCUAUGUUUGAAGCUCGCUUUCCUGGUCACCGCUUUAGAUCACUCUUCAAGACAGGAGCUAAUCGACUUCGAAGCUUUACAACUACUUUUAAAAGUCCUACAAAUGAAGAGGUCGGACAUUUCAGAUUCACUUAUUGUUGCAGAAGCUCUUAAAACAAUUUACAAUAUACUGUAUUCAGUGAGGGAUGACAACGAUAUGACAAAGUUAGGUGAUGAUAUCCAAAAUCUUGUCAUCUUACUCAAACACCUUUUAAAAGAUUCAGAGAAGGAUAAUUUCGACAAUCAUGUGUUAAUCAGUCAAAUUGUCAACGUGUUAAACAUUAUACCGAAAGUUUCUUAUAAAUAUCUUCUGUGCGAUAAGGUUGCUGAUGAACAUUGUAAUGACAAGUCUUCAGAACAUUCACUUUCAGUUAGUGAAACGAAUGAGAUGGAUUGCAUUGAAAUUCUUGUAAACUUUCUUCAUUGUCAGCUUAAACUGGAUGCUAACAAAGUUUCUGAAGCUACUGACGAUCUACGAACUGAUGAAAGAAUAUGCCCCAUUUUGAAUUGUCUUACACGAGCGUGUAAAUCAAAUCAGCAGAUUAGGAAAUUUUGUCGUUUAAAAGUACUACCUUACCUGGGGAAAGACGUAACACGUUUGCCUGAAGAUGGUGAUAGUAUCAGGAACCACCUUUGUAAAUUACUUACGCAUCCAGUUCAAAUUGUUGGUGAAUCAGCUGCCUUAUUCAUCUUUGUACUGUGUAAAGAGAAUAUUGGAAGAGCUGUGAAAUACACUGGUUUCGGAAAUUUCGCCGGUUUCUUAGCACGUCACGCACUACUCGGGAAACCGUCAAAAGUUAACAGAAACUCGAAUUCGAAUGCCCUAUCAGAUGUUGAAUAUUCUGAGACAUCUACUGAAUCUGAAACAGAAGAGUAUAAAAGCUUGAAAGAUGAUGUCAAUCCUGUAACAGGACGAUGGGAAAUUCCAAAAUCAAAUCCUAUAGAGAAUAUGUCUGAUGAACAAAAAGAAUAUCUAGCUAUGGAUUUAGUACAAAAGAUUGAUAAACUUGAGAGAUCCGGAUUAAUUCAACCUGGAACCAUAGGUGAAGAUGGACGUGUACGACCUGUGCAACAUGUCCUUGAAUUACUUCAACAAACAAAAGAAGACAAUCAAAAGUCAGAUGAUUCAACAGAAGAGGUGGACAAGUGA